Molecule: messenger RNA, 2463 nt
Organism: Darwinula stevensoni
Lineage: Eukaryota; Metazoa; Arthropoda; Ostracoda; Podocopida; Darwinulidae
Source: the annotation of a GenBank genome assembly
ACAUUUCUUACCAUAUCCUCUUAUUUCAGAUAAUUUGAGUUCAGGCUUGGUAUCCUCAGACAAGUUGCAGAGCCAGGAAGCCAUGUUAUGUCCUGCCAGAUGUCACUCGAUGACCCGAAAUUUGUGCCUUCGCAUGGACAAACCCCAGUUUCCACAAGAAGAGGAAUAGGAAGGGGAUCAAGUGCCAUGGAGCUCUCCGGGACUCGAGGGCAGGAGAGGGGCAGACGUGGGAGAGGAGGCCACUCUCAGCAUCCUCUUCCCUUCAACUGGACUGCCCACCCAGAGGGGCCAAGUCACAUCCUCACCGGACGUGAUCGAACUUCACUCGUUGCACAUCGACCCGACAUCGAUGACCCAAAUGCCUUCCCUUCUUUGGGUGGAGAUAGUGCACCAGCCAAUAUGCCAUCUUUCCAGCAUUCCUUUGCUACUGCCCUGAAAGCUCCAAAACCAGAGCCAAGCCAAGAUGUGCCUCUGGAACAUCAGAGUCCCACAAAACAGGUUGCUGGUGGCUCAACAACUAUAAAUCAACUAACAUGGCAGCAGCAAGGGCUUGGGAAGGUGAAGAGAAAAAAACAGCUUAAAGAAGAAAGGAUGACUGCCAAGAUCUCCAAUUUAAGAUACAAGGCCAUUCUCCUCGCCCUGUCCCAAUCAACCGGACUUCAUUGCCACGGGGACGAGGUCGUGUUCUUGCAGGACAUGAUCGAACUUCAGGCAUCUCAGGACAUUCCUCAGCAGAAGGAGAGAGCAAAGAGAAGGAAGCAGAAGAAGAAAGAAGAGAAAAUCCUAGCCAAGAGGACUAAGGAGCGUGGGGCCAAAUUCCUCCAAGUUCUCAGCCAAGAAAAGUAUGAGAAAUUGCAGGGGGGAAAGCAUGGGACUCCCCAGGAACAGCAACAGUUUCUUGGAUUCUUCGAAUUGGAUAGUUUCCCCCAACUGGGCCAGAGUUUUGACGUGAAAUUAGAGGAGGAAAUAAAGUCUUUGCAUAUUGCUGAAGUUCAUCCUCCAGAUGUGGUGAAUGAACCUGCAUUGGACAUUGUUCCUGUUCCUGUGGCUGGAGCCACAAGUGCAACAGCAGCAGAGAAGCAGAAGCACCCCAAGAGAAAGGAUCCCAUCAACCUUGACCUCUUCUCCUUAGUCCAGAGCACAGCAAGCAAGCUGAAAACAAAGCAGAAGAAGGAGAGAGAUGGGAAGGUGUCAACCAAGGAGCGGGGGAAUGCUAUUCGAGUGGCGAACAUUCUGGACUCUGCUCCUCCAAAAGUGCGUCGAGGGAAAGAGCGCCUCAAGCCCAAGCGCAAGAAGCCCUCUGUCCUCAAGCGCAUCAUACUCAAUGAGCGACAGCGCAAAAAGCUUCUCCGGGAGCUCGAUGCUUUGGGAAAGGCAGGAAAUCAUGCCACAGAAUUGACAGUUCAUGAGCCACCCAAGGCAAUAACAGAAUGUACAGGUGAUAAUCCUCCUAUGGUUACUACAGAAGCUAUUGGUGAUGAGCCACUUGAGGAUGCCACAGAAUCCACUGGUGGUAAACAUUGUGAGACAGAAUCGGUUUCAGAAAUAAAGUCCAGCUGUGAUGUGACACCUGUGAUGGAGCCUACUGAGGAAGAGAAAUCCUCUUUGUGUGCCAAGACCUAUCUCCACUCCAGAAAGUUCAGGGAUUAUUGCACUCAUUUCCUGAGUGAGGAGCUCAACAGCCUGGCAGUGAAGAUGAUCCAAGACCUGAUUCGGUUCCAGGAUCGCCUUCACGCUCGAGAUCCGGUGAAGGCCCGAGCUAGGCGACGCAUGGUCUAUGGGUUCAGAGAAAUUCUCAAGUAUCUCGAUCUCCGAAAAGUCAAGUGUGUCUUUGUGGCACCAGACAUUGAACCUGUCAAGGCAAAAGGAGGCCUGAAUGAUGUGGUAUGGAGCAUCAGACAGAAGGCAGAGGAGCAAGGAGCUGCAUGCAUUUUUAUCCUGAACCGCUACAGGCUUGGCAAGGUCUGCCUCAAGAAGGUCCCUGUCAGUGCUGUUGCUGUGCUUGAUCAUCAAGGCACUGAGGAGACUUUCCAGAAACUCUUGAGCAUGGUUGAUGUUGAGACAUCUCGCUAUUCCAAACGCCUCAAAGAGCUCUCUGGUGACCUGGACAGGGAAAUCAUCAAGUCCAACUUACCUCAAAAUGAGAGUGAGGAGGAGGCCUUGAGAUCCAACAUCAACAAUAGUCUCCUGCUGAAACUUGCAAAAGAGAUCCAGAGUCUGCAAAUCCCGGAGGAAUCUUCAUGACAUCCUUUAACCAGGUCGGAUGUCGAUGAUGGCAUUGGAGGCGAGAUUGAGUCGCUUGAUCCUCUGCAUCCCGAGCCCCAAGUCCCUGGUGAGCACCGGGAUCACGUUAUGACUCAGGUCCACUUCUUCGAGGCGGUACGGGAUGUAACGGUGGUGUGGGAACGUUUUCGGUGCUACGAACCCGACCUGGUUGUGGCUCAGGUUCACCUGCAUGCAUAU